This is a messenger RNA of Fonsecaea pedrosoi CBS 271.37, 4362 nucleotides long. RefSeq lists its product as uncharacterized. Lineage: Eukaryota; Fungi; Ascomycota; Eurotiomycetes; Chaetothyriales; Herpotrichiellaceae. The transcript has a single exon. Gene Ontology annotation, biological process: phosphorelay signal transduction system; regulation of DNA-templated transcription; detection of visible light. The coding region runs from base 1 to 4362 and encodes 1453 amino acids. The record is from RefSeq and is a predicted model, not a curated record. Gene Ontology annotation, molecular function: protein binding; phosphorelay sensor kinase activity.
AUGUCGGGACCGGCUUCACCCGACUCCACAGACCCCUUCAAGGAGGCAAACCCUCCAGCACCUUCUACGCAAGGAAUUCCCAGCACCUCAGCAUCCCCGACCUUGCGGCAGUACCAAACACCUCCGACAUGGAUCCCUAUAGCUCCCGUUCAGUCACAUGUCAAUAUGUUCACUGGCCGAUCUGAUACCGAACAAUUGAUAUCGCCUUCGCCGUCAACAAGGUCGGACGAAGGCAGGUUGACUUUGAGUCCAGGAUCUAUCAAUCGUGUCUUCCCUGUUCGUUCGACCGUUUCCAUCGAUCCUGUUGCUACUCCGAUGCCUCGUAUGAAUCUGGCCAGUGGUUAUCCCGGGAUGAGACCUCCCAUUGGCUCUAGAAACGCAAGUCGUGCUAUCCUGGGACGUGUAUCCACGUCGACAAGGCACGCAUCGGCGUCUGAAGCGUCAGACCCCGGCUCGACAUCCUAUUCCAUGGGCAAUAUCGACCAUCAUUUUCUGAACGAUAUUGUUGCAGACGAUGUUUCCACCAAGUCGGAAGUCUCGAGUCUGUCUGGUGGAGUACCACUCUCCGUAGCGUCAGAACCAGGUUUGGUUACGGCACGCUUCAAGCAUGUAGUAACUGACGGUGGCCAUGCUGUGAUUACAGGAAGGGACGGGGAGACAUUACAACGAUGCGAAGAUGAGCCAAUUCAUAUUCCGGGUGCCAUCCAGAGCUUUGGUCUUCUCAUCGCUUUCCGGGAAGAGAACGAAAAGCUGGUUGUGCGCGUGGUAAGCGAAAACUCGGCGAAAUUCAUCGGCUAUACACCUCCUCAACUCUUCAAACUUGAAUCAUUUCUCGACAUCUUUGUCGAGGACCAAGCGGAUAACUUGCUGGACCACCUGGACUUUAUCCGUGAGGAAGGUGCAGCAGAUGUCGUGGCGAACGGACCAGACGUUUUCCUGUUGUCGAUCAAACCUCCACAGGGCCGGACCCGUCGGUUAUGGUGUGCUAUGCAUCUGUCGGAGACAGAUCCAGGCCUAGUGAUUUGCGAGUUCGAAAUCGAAGACGAUACGAGAAAUCCACUGGCUUCCCCAGAGGACUUGACUCCUCCAGUACCUGAAAACACUCUCGGAAGUAAUCCUACAGUUGAAGAACUCAUGGACAGCACUGUCAAUAUCAGCAAGCCGUUACGCGUCUUGCGCAGUGCUCGUAAGAAGAGAACAGAGGCAGCAGCAAUGGAGGUAUUCAACAUCAUGUCCCAGGUACAAGAACAACUUGCCAGUGCGCCAACCUUACAAACCUUCCUCAAAGUCCUCAUUGGCAUCGUCAAGGAAUUGACCGGCUUUCAUCGUGUCAUGAUAUACCAGUUUGACAAUGCUUGGAAUGGGAGAGUCGUUGCAGAACUUGUUGAUCCUCGAUCGACGUGGGACCUCUACAAAGGCUUGAAUUUUCCCGCAUCCGACAUACCCAAACAAGCACGAGACUUGUACAAGAUCAACAAGGUCCGCUUGCUCUAUGAUCGUGAUCAGGAGACUUCCCGACUCGUAUGCAGAACUGUGGAAGACCUUGAGAAACCUCUCGACAUGACGCAUGCGAACCUUCGUGCGAUGUCUCCGAUCCACCUGAAAUACCUCGCCAACAUGGGCGUUCGGUCAUCUAUGUCAAUUUCGAUAAACGCCUUCAAUGAACUGUGGGGACUGAUCUCUUGCCAUUCGUAUGGAAGCAAGGGGAUGAGGGUGUCAUUUCCCAUCCGCAAAAUGUGUCGGCUAGUCGGCGACACUGCCUCUCGCAACGUGGAGCGUCUUUCCUACGCUUCUAGAUUGCAGGCUCGUAAACUUAUCAACACCUCCUCCACCGCCACAAACCCAUCGGGAUACAUCGUGGCCUCCUCUGACGACCUAUUGAAAUUGUUCGACGCCGACGUCGGUGCACUUUCAAUUAGGGAUGAGACGAAGAUUUUGGGAAACCCCCGGGGUCAUCUUCAAGAGGUCCUUGCUAUGGUCGAAUACCUCCGAAUGAGAGGGAUGAGCGCAGUGUUCUGCUCGCAGGACAUCAGCAACGAUUUUCCUGAUUUGCGAUACGAACCAGGCUGGAAAUUCCUGGCUGGUGUCCUUUUCGUCCCUUUGUCGACUGGUGGGAAUGACUUUAUUUCCUUUUUCCGUAAAGGCGUGUUACAAGAAGUUAAAUGGGCCGGAAAUCCCUACGAAAAAUUUGUCAGGGAAGGGACGGAAGGCUAUCUUGAACCCAGAACGAGCUUCAAAGCGUGGAGCGAGACCAUCGUUGGCCGAUGUCGAGACUGGACAGACGAAGAGAUAGAGACAGCGUCGGUCUUAUGCCUUGUCUACGGCAAGUUCAUCGAGGUCUGGCGUCAGAAAGAGGCAGCCCUCCAAAACAGCCAGCUGACUCGUCUUCUGCUUGCCAAUUCCGCGCAUGAGGUUCGUACCCCAUUGAAUGCAAUCAUCAACUACUUGGAAAUUGCGCUCGAAGGUCAGCUGGACCAGGACACACGAGAGAAUUUGGCUAGGUCCCAUUCCGCCUCGAAAUCGUUGGUAUAUGUCAUCAACGAUCUCCUGGACCUUACGAAAACAGAGGGUGGUCAAAAUCUGGUCAAAGACGAGCCGUUCAACCUCUUGAACACCUUGAAAGACGCCACUGAUCCUUUCAUCGGCGAUGCCAAGCGAAAGAAUUUACGGUACGACGUUAUGAUUCAGGCCGAGCUGCCCCAACGGGUCAUUGGCGACCAUCAAAGAGUUCGACAAGUGGUAUCAAACCUCAUCGCGAACGCAAUACAACACACAAAAGAAGGGAGUGUCAUCGUGGAAGCACACAUCUUAUCAACUCCUCAGGCGCAAGGCAAGACUGAGAUCGAAGUUGUUGUCGAGGAUUCCGGAAUAGGGAUGUCUCAGACCAAAGUCGACGCGUUGUUUAGAGAACUUGAAGAAGUUUCCUACGAAGAGGAUCUGCCGAGCCCUACCGCAAUGACCAGUGAUAAAUUCAUCGAUAAAACCCAGUCGGAAAACAUCACCCUUGGUCUAGGUCUUGCUGUUGUUGCACGCACCAUUCGGAAUAUGAAUGGACAGUUGCGAGUGAAGACGGAAGAGGGGAAGGGUUCUCGGUUUGUCAUUGUCCUAAACUUUGAAAAUGAAGCGUCCGAGGCAGCCCCAUCAGACAACCUUCCACGAUCUUCGGAGGCCACGUCUCGACCCUCCACAUCUUCCGGGCCGCGUGAAGGCGAGGUCACUUUGAUUUACAAGAAUCCUCCAAGAACCCCUGAGCCGCCUCCCUUUAUUCGCAGAGAAAGUGCUGGCAGUAUGAACAGCCUGGCAAGUCUCAAAAGCGGAAAAAGUGCUCCGAGUCUCAAAAGCGAGGCAAGCCAAAGGAGUGACGCCGACAGACUUAUUGAUGCUAUUCAGCAGCCUCUGCAUUUGGCUGAAAAGCCGAGCAGCAGUGCUAGUCCUAGCACCAAAGAGUCACGUCGCAUUUCUCGAGAGUUGGCUGACGCCUUUUCGAACACUCCCAAAACUAGAAGUCUUCCUUCUCCGAGAGAGCUGAAGUCUGUGUUCUCCCGAACAGGAGGAUCGGAAAGGAUAAAGGACUCUGGAACCCCACUGCGGCCUGUCCGAGUUCCUGAUAACCAUCCUGAACAUCCCAGCGGGUCGCUAUCUGGGUUCAGGGUUCUCUUCGAAGAGCCGGAGUCGGUGGGUACACGAUCUGAUACGACUGAAACGCCAAAGGUCACAUCGUCCGAUAACUUCUCGGUCUUGGUUGCUGAGGACGACCCUAUCAACAGCAAAAUAAUGAGGAAACGUCUAGAAAAGCUUGGACAUGCAGUUCAUAUGACAGUGAAUGGUGAAGAGUGUUCUUCGGCACACGGCGAACAGCCUGCUUCGUUCGAUGCCAUUCUUAUGGAUCUUCAAAUGCCCAUCGUGGACGGAUUCAGCUCCACGAAGAUGAUUCGAUCGUUCGAAAAAACCUACGGCAAGUCGUGUCUUUCCAGUAAAGCUGGUGGCAAUGGACGAAUCCCUAUCUUCGCGGUCUCUGCUUCUUUGACCGAAAAGGAGCACGACAAAUAUGUGCAAAUAGGUUUUGACGGGUGGAUAUUGAAACCGGUGGACUUCAAGCGAGUGGAUCUGCUGUUGAAGGGCAUUGUCGACCAGGAAGCUCGGAAUGAAUGUGUCUAUGAGCCGGGCAAAUGGGAAAGAGGAGGGUGGUUCUCGCCUCGGGACGAGCAUCAAGAUCCUUUUGGUAUCAACACCAAGCCGAGUGGGGAGACGCCAACUAAGCAAUCAGAACAAAGUGAUUUCAACAUGACCAGAACCACUUCGGCCGAGCAAUCGCCACCUUCGAAGGCAACCCUUGUCCUAGACAAUGAAAGCACACGAUGA